AUGUCUCUGUCAUUAAGCCAUAGGGGAAAUGAUCUUUCCUACUACGAGAAAAAACACAAUGAGACUGUUCUGGAGGAGCUGGAGGUUGGGGAUAUGGUGGAAUUUCCGAGAGAUUUUUUCUCCCACUGGGGAGUCUACAUAGGUGAUGAGAAAAUUGUACAUCUGACGGGUGAUGAAUCCGACAAUGAUCCGCACGCUGGUGAAUCGUUCUUCUCCAUUUCUGGUGUUCGAUGUGACAAAGCAUGGGUCAAGGUUGAAAACUUUUUGGAUGUUGCCCAGGGAUGCCUCGCUAAAAAGAACAACGACAAAGAUCGUAGUCAAGUGGCUGCCGGGAAUUAUCCACGGCCUUCCGAUGAAAUCAUGAGAACGGCAUAUGCCAUGAGAGGUCAAGCAGAGUACAAUGUUUUCUUUGACAACUGCGAACAUUUCGCCUCUUACCUUCGAUAUGGCCAAAAAUGCUCUGAUCAGGCUAACAUGGCUCUCGGUGCCAUAGUGCUAGGGGGAGCUGCAGUGGUCAUUGGAGGCCUAAUAGGUUCUUUGUUUCCUCGCAAGAAAUAA
Molecule: messenger RNA, 558 nt
Organism: Ylistrum balloti
Lineage: Eukaryota; Metazoa; Mollusca; Bivalvia; Pectinida; Pectinidae
Product: phospholipase A and acyltransferase 3-like
Exons: 4
Coding region: 1-558 (185 amino acids)
Biological process (GO): N-acylphosphatidylethanolamine metabolic process
Cellular component (GO): cytoplasm
Molecular function (GO): A2-type glycerophospholipase activity; glycerophospholipid phospholipase A1 activity
Source: RefSeq, a predicted model, not a curated record